Molecule: messenger RNA, 1335 nt
Organism: Phaethon lepturus (White-tailed tropicbird)
Lineage: Eukaryota; Metazoa; Chordata; Aves; Phaethontiformes; Phaethontidae
Product: myosin-6-like
Cellular component (GO): myosin complex
Molecular function (GO): protein binding
Source: RefSeq, a predicted model, not a curated record
GCUCAGGCCCGGGGGCAGCUCAUGCGCAUUGAGUUCAAGAAGAUCCUGGAGCGCCGGGAUGCGCUGCUGGUCAUCCAGUGGAACAUCAGGGCCUUCAUGGGGGUGAAGAACUGGCCCUGGAUGAAGCUCUACUUCAAGAUCAAGCCCCUGCUGAAGAGCGCUGAGACAGAGAAGGAGAUGCAGACCAUGAAGGAGGAGUUUGGGCGGCUGAAGGAGGCCCUGGAGAAGUCGGAGGCCCGGCGGAAGGAGCUGGAAGAGAAGAUGGUCUCACUGCUGCAGGAGAAGAAUGACCUGCAGCUCCAAGUGCAGGCCGAGCAGGACAAUCUCAACGACGCCGAGGAGCGCUGUGACCAGCUGAUCAAGAACAAGAUCCAGCUGGAGGCCAAGGUGAAGGAGCUGACAGAGCGGCUGGGGGAGAGAAAUGCCGAGCUGACGGCCAAGAAGAGGAAGCUGGAGGACGAGUGCUCGGAGCUGAAGAAAGACAUUGAUGACCUGGAGCUGACUCUGGCCAAGGUGGAGAAGGAGAAACACGCCACCGAGAACAAGGUCAAGAACCUCACAGAGGAGAUGGCCGGGCUGGAUGAGACCAUCGCCAAGCUGACAAAGGAGAAGAAGGCCCUGCAAGAAGCUCACCAGCAAGCGCUGGAUGACCUGCAGGCGGAGGAAGACAAGGUCAACACCCUGACGAAGGCCAAGGUCAAGCUGGAACAGCAAGUGGAUGAUCUCGAAGGCUCCCUGGAGCAGGAGAAGAAGAUCCGGAUUGACCUGGAACGGGCCAAGCGCAAGCUGGAAGGUGACUUGAAGCUGACCCAGGAGAACAUCAUGGACCUGGAGAACGACAAGCAGCAGCUGGAGGAGAAGCUCAAGAAGAAGGAGUUUGAGAUCCACCAGCAGAACAGCAGGAUCGAGGACGAGCAGGCGCUGGCCCUGCAGCUCCAGAAGAAGCUGAAAGAGCUGCAGGCGCGGAUUGAGGAGCUGGAGGAGGAGCUGGAGGCGGAGCGGACAGGCAGGGCCAAGGUGGAGAAGCUGCGCUCGGACCUGUCGCGGGAGCUGGAGGAGCUCAGCGAACGGCUGGAGGAGGCGGGCGGUGCCACCUCGGUGCAGGCGGAGCUCAACAAGAAGCGUGAGGCCGAGUUCCAGAAGAUGCGGCGGGACCUAGAGGAAGCCACACUCUCCGCCGCACUGCGCAAGAAGCACGCCGACAGCGUGGCCGAGCUCAGCGAGCAGAUCGACAACCUGCAGCGCAUCAAGCAGAAGCUGGAGAAGGAGAAGAGCGAGCUCAAGCUGGAGCUGGACGAUGUCGGCUCCAACGUGGAGCAGCUGAUCAAGGCCAAG